AUGGCUGACAAGGAAAGUCCACAACUCUCACAGGAUGACCUCCUGGCUCGAAUCGCCGAGCUACAGGCAGAAGUACGAAGAAUAGCCGAGUUGUCUACUCAGAACAAUGGAGAAAGCUCCAAAAACUCGGCUCAAGGUGCUACAGACCCUUUGAACAUCGCCCCGCCAAAGGAGAAGCUCACCCUCGACAACCCCUUCUCCGAGGAGAUCACAAAUUAUCAAAUGCCAAAAAACUUUACUCUCCCAACCGCACUGGAGCCAUACAAAGGAGCAUUUCCUACCUACCUCGACAGUGCUGCAUUACUCUGGUUCUCUAAACUCCCUGAAGGAUCAAUUUCCUCCUUCGAAGAUCUUGCCAGAUCAUUCAUCGAUUACUUUGCCGCGUCGAGAAUCUAUGUACACGGAUCGGACUAUCUCGGCACCAUCAAACAAGGCCAGCACGAGAGCCUGAAAGACUACAUGACCAGAUUCGCUGACGCUACCAUGGAGAUCCAAGACUUGGACCCAGCCGUUCACCUGCACGCCCUCAAAGCCGGCCUCAGGCCUAGUAAAUUCCGGGAGACCAUCGCCAUAACAAAGCCAAAGACGCUAGAGGAGUUCCGAGAAAGGGCGGCAGGUCAAAUGGAAAUCGAAGAACUCCGAGAAGCCCAAAAAUCAGACAAACAACCAAGUCGGAGAGAUGAAGAAAGAACUUUCAGAUCGCCAGUCAACAGGGACAGUAAGAAACCUUCCAAGCCCGCUUCAAAAUACAACACAUACACCAGAUUCAAUACCAGAAGAGAAAACAUUAUCAGAGAAAUCCUCAAUGCCAAAAUCAUAAAGCCACCAGCCCGAGCAGGAAACUACCAGGAUCAAAGGUUCGUGGAUAAAACAAAGCAUUGUGCUUUCCACCGAAAGUUCGGUCACACUACGGAUGACUGCAUCGUCGCGAAGGACCUCCUAGAAAGGCUAGCACGCCAAGGGCUCUUGGACAAGUAUAUCGAGACCCGGAAGGGCAAAGGAGGAAACUCGGACAGGAUAGAGCAUAAGCAAGCAAAGGCCGAUGACAAAAAAGAGAGGACGACUCCUGAUUCACCAAGGGGAGUCAUUAACCACAUAUCAGGAGGAUUCGCAGGCGGAGGAGAAACAAACUCGGCCAGGAAACGAAGCUACAGGGCAAUGCUGGCAAUCGAAGGAACCAUACAACUAAAGAAGGACAAAGGACCAGACGUCACAAUAUCCUUCAACCAAACAGACUUCAAAUCGGCAAGCCCUAACCUCGACGACCCCGUGGUAAUUUCAAUCCAAGUCGGAGAACUGUUGGUAAGAAAGACAUUAUUAGAUCCAGGUAGUAGUGCUGAUGUUUUAUUUUACUCUACCUUCACAAAAAUGAAAUUAUCUGAAAAAUUAAUACGACCUUCCUCUGGAGAGCUAAUCGGGUUCUCCGGAGAGAGAGUCCCCAUCAUGGGACACAUAUGGCUAAAGACCAAGAAGCUCGGCAGUGCUACAAUGCUAGUCUAA
This is a messenger RNA of Arachis duranensis, 1500 nucleotides long. RefSeq lists its product as uncharacterized. The record is from RefSeq and is a predicted model, not a curated record. The transcript has 2 exons. Lineage: Eukaryota; Viridiplantae; Streptophyta; Magnoliopsida; Fabales; Fabaceae. The coding region runs from base 1 to 1500 and encodes 499 amino acids.